CUCCAGUUAGAUGAACACCUCAUGCGGGGAAGAAAGUGAGGAGUUUGAUAAAACGCAGUGUCCUUCUCCACUUUAGAUUGUGGUUUGUGAGACUUGCUGAGCUGUCGAUAUAUUCAUUCAGCCUUGUUUUUCGGGUUUUUUUUUUAAUUAUCGUCGGUCUUGCUGCGAGCCCGUUUCAAAAGCAACGUCCUGUUGCUAAUGCCAGCUGUAGGCGUUUGUGCCGGAUCCAGUGAUUACGUUACGAUACGACAGCCAUGGACCGGUUGGACACCUCUCCGACCGGGGAAGAAAAGGGAAGACCCAAGGGGGACCAGUACACCUACGAAGAAGCGGAGAAGGAUCCCAACCUGCACAAGGGGACCGCGUCCGAGGAGGGUGACACAGAUGGGGUGUUUAUCUAUUCCGCCGAGGAAGAGCGGCGCGUGAAGCGCAAGAUCGAUCUGAUUCUUCUGCCGUUGCUGUGCAUGUGCUACGUCUUUUCCUUCCUCGACAAAACCCUCCUCAACUACAGCAGCAUCUUCGGCAUCAAGACCGCCCUCCACCUGACGGGCUCCGACUACAGCUGGCUGGGCAGUGCCUUCUACCUGGGAUAUAUCGUGGGCGCGCUCAUGUGGGCCAAGCUCGUGCAGCGGUGGCCGCAGCACGUGGGGAAGUUCAUCUCCGGCGCGGUGACCGUGUGGGCGUGCAUUACUUUGUUGACGCCGCUGUGCUAUAACUUCGUUGGGAUUCUGAUCGUGCGCUUGUUUCUGGGACUGGUGGAGAGUAUCAUCGGCCCCGUGUUUGUGAUUGUCACGAGUAAGUGGUGGACGCGAUCGGAGCAGGCGUUUCGCACGGCGUUUUGGUUGGGGGGAACGCCGAUUGGUAACUUCUGCGGCGGGUUGAUAUCCUACGGUCUGGGAUCGAUGCACCCAUCUUUCCCGACGUGGAAGCUCUUCUUUGUCUUCUUCGGCGCCCUCGGCCUCGCCUACGCGGUCGUCCUCAGCCUCCUCAUGCCCGACACGCAGGCCAACGCGCGCUGGCUCACCCCGAAAGAGAGACGCAUCUCCGCCGACCGCGUGCGGGCCAACCACACAGGCAACUCGAAUACCAACGAGUGGAAGUGGCCGCAAUUCUGGGAGGCGCUGCGCGACCCGCAGACGACCAUGUUCUUCGUUACGGCGGUCGGGAAUACCAUGCCGUCGACUUUCGCGAGUAUGUUCUCCAGCCAAAUCGUCUCCGGCUUCGGGUUCUCGACCCUCGAAACGACCAUCGUCUCCACUUGCCCGGCGGCGGUGAUCCAACUGUCUACCUUCCUGGUGUUCUCGUACAUUGCCUCCCACCGUCCUAAUAUCCGGCUUGGGUUGUCGAUGCUUGUCUCGGUGCCACCCUUGAUCGGGGCGUCGCUGCUGCAUGCGCUGCCGUUGGAGAAUCGCGCGGGCCGGUUGGCGGGGUAUUAUCUUACCUACACACAUACGAUGUCUUUCACACUCAACACAAGUCUCAUGGCCUCCAACUACGCGGGGAAUACCAAAAAGGCUACAGCGAACGGAGUGAUCUUCGCCGGUUGGGCGGCCGGGUUGGUUGCCGGGCCACAAUUCUUCCUCGACAGCCAAGCCCCGGUAUAUGAGCUUGCGUUUCGGAUGCUCAUGGGCACCUACGCACUAAUGAUCAUCGUCCCAUGCUUCCAGCUGGCGUGGUACAACUACGAGAAUCGGCGGCGCGAGCAACUCUCGACAGGGCGUCAUCAUCCUGGACAGGCUGGUGGGGAGGAUGAGGAUGAUGACCGGACGGAUUUCGAGCAGUGGGAGACGUUUCGGUAUGUUAUGUGAUCGUUCGAUUGAGAGAAGAUGUUGAAUUAUUGGGUGGGGUACUAGGUGUUGGUUCUCAGUUUGUUGGGAAGUUGGGAUUUUUGAAAGGUAUAUACUGUACAUCGAUAAUAUGAGACGUAAGUCGAAAGAUGUGCAGGUAGUUUCAUCUCC
Messenger RNA from Aspergillus aculeatinus CBS 121060, 1958 nucleotides. Its product is annotated as MFS general substrate transporter. The transcript is spliced from 9 exons. Lineage: Eukaryota; Fungi; Ascomycota; Eurotiomycetes; Eurotiales; Aspergillaceae. Gene Ontology annotation, cellular component: membrane. Gene Ontology annotation, molecular function: transmembrane transporter activity. The record is from RefSeq and is a predicted model, not a curated record. Bases 255 to 1808 code for a protein of 517 amino acids. Gene Ontology annotation, biological process: transmembrane transport.